AUGGAAGAUCUAAAUAUUGAUUUCCCAACUUUCCAAAAGAGACUCCUCUCCUUACACAAGGAAUACCCAAAUUUUGAAAAUGAACCAAAUUCAUUAUUAUUCGUCCUGGGAUCCUCUAAUGCGGAAAAUCCAUACCAAAAGACUACUAUCUUACAUAAUUGGCUACUAAGUUACGAAUUUCCCGCCACUUUGAUCGUUUUUGUCCCCAAGAAAAUAGUCAUCAUCACUUCUGCGGCCAAGGCUAAGCAUUUAAUGAAAGCAGUGGAUAUGUUUAAAGAUAAUGAUGAUGUGAAAUUGGAAAUAUGGCAAAGAAAUAAUAAGGACCCGGAACAUAACAAGAAAUUAUUCGAUGAUAUCAUCGUUUUGUUAAAUGAAGCUGGAAAAAACGUUGGAAUGCCAGAAAAGGAUUCAUACCAGGGGAAAUUCAUGAAUGAAUGGAACCCAAUUUGGAAUGCCGCAAUGAAGGAACAUAGUUUCAAUACCAUUGAUGUUUCCCUAGGGUUAUCCAAGAUUUGGGAAGUGAAAGAUGCAAAUGAACAAGCUUUAAUCUCAGUGGCCAGUAAGGGAUCUGAUAAAUUCAUGGAUUUAUUAUCUGAUGAAAUGGUUCGUACUGUGGAUGAAGAAUUAAAGAUGACUAACGCUAAAUUAUCAGAUAAGAUUGAAAAUAAAAUUGAUGAUACUAAAUUCUUGAAGAAAAUUUCAUCUGAUUUAUCUAGUUUAUGUCCACCAGGUCAUAAAUUUAAUAUCGAUCUUUUAGAUUGGACUUAUUCUCCCAUCAUUCAAUCAGGUAAGAAAUUCGAUUUAAGAGUUUCUGCUCGCUCCAAUGAUGAUCAAGUCUAUGGGAACGGUUGUAUCCUUGCAUCAUGUGGUAUUCGUUAUAACAAUUACUGUUCCAAUGUGACAAGAACUUUCCUAAUUGAUCCAUCUCCAGAAAUGGUGAAUAAUUACGAUUUUAUGUUAAUUUUGCAGAAGGAAAUAAUAGAUAAUCAUUUAAAGAUUGGUAGUACACCAAAGGAAGUUUAUGAAUCCGUACUUGCCUACGUGGAAAAGGAAAAACCAGAAUUAGCUACACAUUUAACCAAAAAUAUUGGGUCACUUAUCGGUCUUGAAUUUAGAGAUUCCAAUUUCGUAUUAAACGCAAAGAAUGAUUAUCGUAAAUUACAAGCUGGUGAUUGUUUCAAUAUUUCCUUUGGGUUCAAUAAUUUGAAAGAUACCAAGACUGGCAAUAACUAUGCCUUACAAUUGGCUGAUACCAUUCAAUUACCCACUGAAGAAUCUGGAACUCCCAAGAUUUUAACAACUUGUACUAAAUUGAGAGCUCAAGUUUCCUUCUAUUUUAACAACGAGGAUGACCAAGAUACCAAGAAGAAGGCUAAGGCGGCUUCCAAUACUAAAUCCGAUUUAAAUAAUUCCAAGAUUUUAAGAACAAAAUUACGUGGUGAAGCCCGUGGCGAAUCCGACGAAGGUCAAAAGGAAUUAAUUCGUAAGGAAAAUCAAAGGAAAUUACAUGAAAAAUUAGAAAGAGAAGGUCUAUUAAGAUUUAGUGCAGCUGAUGCCAAUGGUACCGAUAAUGAACCACGUCAAUACUUUAAGAAGUAUGAAUCCUAUGUACGUGAAACUCAAAUUCCAACUAAUGUUCGUGAUUUGAGGAUUCAUGUGGAUUGGAAGACUCAAACCAUUAUUUUACCAAUUUAUGGUAGACCUGUCCCAUUCCAUAUCAAUUCUUACAAGAAUGGGUCCAAGAAUGAAGAAGGUGAAUACACUUAUCUACGUUUGAAUUUCCAUUCUCCAGGUACUUCAGGUGGUCCAUCUAAGAAAGUUACCGAAUUACCUUACGACGAUUCUGAAGAAAAUCAAUUUAUUCGUUCCAUCACUUUAAGAUCUAAAGAUGGUGAUAGAAUUAGUGAAGCCUUUAAACAAAUUGUUGACUUAAAGAAGGAUGCUACAAAGAGAGAACAAGAACGUAAGGCUCUUGCAGAUGUGGUCCAUCAAGAUAAACUGAUCGAAAACAAAACAGGUAGAACAAAAAGAUUGGAUCAAAUUUUUGUAAGACCUAGUCCAGACACUAAGCGUGUUCCAAGUACUGUCUUCAUCCAUGAAAAUGGUAUCAGAUACCAAUCACCUUUAAGAACAGAUAGUAGAAUUGAUAUCUUAUUUGCCAAUAUAAAGAAUAUUAUUUUCCAAUCAUGUAAGGGAGAAUUGAUUGUUAUUAUUCAUAUUCAUUUAAAGAACCCUAUCCUAAUGGGGAAGAAAAAGAUUCAAGAUAUUCAAUUUUAUCGUGAAGCUUCCGAUAUGUCUGUUGACGAAACAGGUACUGGGAGACGUGGCCAAAAUAAGUUCAGAAGAUAUGGUGAUGAAGAUGAACUAGAACAAGAACAAGAAGAAAGGAGGAAAAGAGCAGCAUUAGAUAAAGAAUUCAAAUAUUUCGCGGAUGCAAUUGCCGAAGCUUCUAACGGACUAUUGACUGUGGAAAGUACAUUUAGAGAUUUAGGGUUCCAAGGUGUUCCUAAUAGAUCAGCAGUCUACUGUAUGCCAACUACAGAUUGUUUGGUUCAACUAGUGGAACCACCCUUCAUGGUGGUCAACUUAGAAGAAAUUGAAAUAUGUAUUCUAGAAAGAGUUCAAUUUGGAUUGAAGAAUUUCGAUAUUGUCUUUGUUUACAAAGAUUUCAAAAAGCCAGUCACCCAUAUAAAUACAGUACCGAUCGAAUCAUUGGAUUUUUUGAAACAGUGGUUGACAGAUAUGGAUUUACCAUACACCGUUUCGACUAUUAAUUUGAACUGGUCUACAAUUAUGAAGUCAUUACAAGAAGACCCUCACCAAUUCUUCUUGGAUGGUGGUUGGAAUUUCUUAGCCACAGGUUCUGAUGAUGAAGCUUCAGAUGAAAGUGAAGAAGAAAUUAGUGAGUACGAAGCUUCAGAAGAAGACCCAACAGAUGAAAGUGCAUUUUCUGAAGAAGAUGAUUACUCUGAGGAUGAAGAUGAUAUUAGUGAUGCUGGUGAUGAUUUUAGUGGUGAAGGUAGUGAAGAAGAAGGUGAUGAUUGGGAUGAACUUGAAAAAAAGGCAGCCAAGGCUGAUCGUGUUAGUACUCUCAAGGAUUGA
Naumovozyma castellii is the source of this 3102-nucleotide messenger RNA. RefSeq names its product chromatin-remodeling protein SPT16 (gene SPT16). The coding region runs from base 1 to 3102 and encodes 1033 amino acids. The transcript has a single exon. Lineage: Eukaryota; Fungi; Ascomycota; Saccharomycetes; Saccharomycetales; Saccharomycetaceae. The record is from RefSeq and is a predicted model, not a curated record.